This is a messenger RNA of Nestor notabilis (Kea), 3381 nucleotides long. RefSeq names its product zinc finger protein 804A (gene ZNF804A). The annotation marks the transcript as partial. Gene Ontology annotation, cellular component: nucleus. The transcript is spliced from 2 exons. NCBI's taxonomy places the organism in Eukaryota, Metazoa, Chordata, Aves, Psittaciformes, Psittacidae. The record is from RefSeq and is a predicted model, not a curated record.
AGACUGAAGGAGCUGAAACAGAGGGAAUUUGCUCGAAACGUAGCGUCUAAGUCACGGAAAGAUGAAAGGAAACAGGAGAAAGCCCUUCAACGUUUGCACAAGCUAGCUGAGCUAAGGAAAGAGAGAACGUGUGCUCCUGGGAGCGGCCCUAUGUUCAAAUCUACGACAGUGACUGUGCAAGAUCAUUGCAGUGAUAUCCCCCAAAGUACUGCCAUAGAUUCUUCCAACAAUCGGGAUUUAAUGCAUGAUGCACAGAAUGGUGAAGAUGUUGCUUCUCUUACUUCUUCCACUCCUGGACAUGCAUGUAGUAAUAAAUCCGACACUAGCAAAUGUGGGGAUCAGGUUCAAGGAGCUCAAGGACAUAGAGUUGGUUUCUCUUUUGCUUUUCCCAAGAAAGCAGUGGUCAAACUGGAGUCUUCAGCUGCCGUUUUCUAUGAAUAUAAUGACGAGACGUCUAUAGAGCACGGAUUUAGCAGAAGAAGCAGGUUUGUUCCAGGAGCAUGUGACAUUCAGUCUCCUUCAGUGGCAGAAAUAGUCCUGUGCCCUGAGGAGAAACAUAACUGUUUUCACCCACUGGUGGAAAAAUGCAUAGACACAGCAGAAGCUCCUAAAGCUCAGGAGUCAGAAAAGCUGGCUGAUGAAGAAAGCGGCAUGCUGGAGUCUCCUGUCUUAACUCCUGCUCCAUCCUAUUCAAAGCAACUGGUGUCCUUGGACACGGGCUAUGGCAUUGAUGUGAGUGCAGCAGAUGCAGUGGACCAAACGCUGCCCAUGGCUGUGAACAGUGCUCAGAUCCUGCCCCUGGACUGCAGCGAGUGUGAACCACAGGCAAACAGGGCUCUGGCACAGGCGGUUGUGGAGGACUGUUUAUCUUUGCAGGAUGUUGCUGAAGAAGAUGAUACAGACAGGAACAGUGAUCCAUCCAUGACUGAAACUGAAAUAAAAAGGCUGGGGGCAGAUGCAUCAGUUCCAUCGGCAUCUGAAGAAGUUAGUGGUGGAACCCUACAAAGCAAACCGGACAUGAGCAAGAGACCUUGUGAACCCUUUGUUCCUGUUCUUAGCAAACAUGGGUCAAAUAUUCUUCAGUGGCCAUCAGAAAUGUUAAUUUACACAAGUACAGACCCAUCAAUUUCUUAUAGCUGCAAUCCUUUAUAUUUUGAUUUCAAGUCAUCAAGAGCAACUGACAGCCAAGAAAAGCCCAAGCAUCAGCCAAACAUACCUCAUUUGCACCAUAAAAGUGAAUCCAACCAUAGCUUAGUCUUGGAUUUUACAAAUAAACCUACUUCAGAGUGUGGUGAUUAUGAAACAGAAAUGAAUAAAGAUGUGUGUGACUAUACAAUACCCCUUAUAAGUGAUGAUUCCCUCCUCAGAAGUUGUGAUCUUGCAAAAAAUCAAAAUAAAGUGUCCUUGGAUGAAUCAUUCAGGAUUAAAAAAAUAGAAAAGUGUCACAUUUCUAAAAAUCACUUACAACAAAACACUGUGAUAGAUGAGAAAUACAACAAAGUCUGGAUCAAAGAAAGCCAUGAAAAAUGGCUUCACAAAAGUAGAAAACGGAAAAGGAGAAGAAAAUUAUAUCAUUGUCAUCAUCAUCACUGUGGGGACACAACAGCAGCAGAAAUGGAGAUGUCCUCAGUGAGUGUAAAAGAUAUCAGUUACCGAGAUGAAAAUAAAUAUCAGCACCUCCAAAAUAAUUCAGAGAAGUGCAGAUACGAUGUGGGGAGUAUCUGGCUAGCUGCAGGUGAGCUACAGCAGUCACAUCAAAAACUUGGCACUGAAAAUGGUCAUAAGAGAGUCGUAUCUGCAUCACAUCAUGUAUAUGGGGACAGAGGCUGGUGUGAUGUUUGGAGUACAACCAACAGCCAGCACCAUGGUUGUAAGCGAUGGCACAGAAGGAGCAAAGCAAGUUCUCGGGCACAGGCAGAGCAGCUGGCUCUGAGUUCCAGGAGGCACAGCAUCAGGUGUGCUAAAACAUGUAGCUGGAAAGUCAAGAGGUCAAGCUGUAGCCCAGAGCAUAAAUGUUUCAGACACUGCAGUGUGGAAAAGAGUCUGAGUCAAAACCAGUCCGUAAAGAGAGGUUGCAAUGUUCUGACAGAAGAAACUGAGAAAUCUCACCGCAAGCGGAGACAGCAUAUCUGUUCCUCCUCAUCAGAAGAAAGCUCAUACGGACAAACAUUAUCAGCAGAAGAAUAUCCAAGGCAAGUGCGAACUAUAGGUACACAUCACAAGGCAAAAGGGAAACGGAGGAAAAGAAAAACCAGAAUCUAUCACGUAUUCCUUGACAGGAAUGCAAGGAGUGAGAACUCCAGACUUUCCAAAGAAAGUUCUGCAAAUUCUACCUUAAAUGUUUUGGGGGACCUCUUGGUUCAAGAUGGUCUAGAGGAAGUUAAUGUGGAUCCCAAAGCUGAUCAUGCAAAAGACAUGGAUGAAACGAUGCAACUGGAGGAAAGCAAGUCAUCUCUAGACACUGGCAGUUCACACGGGCUAGAACACAAUGAACCAAAGGUGUGCACAGUGAUGGAGAACACGCCGGGUAUAUUUUCUGAUGUUGUCACUGUGCCUGUUCCUGAGCACAGCACUCCAGCAGCUGCCAGCACACAGGGUGUUCUGCAAGAGGAAAAGAAGAAAGAAAGGGUCAACAGUCAUGAAAAUCAGGCUUAUAACAAACCUCCCCUCCCCAACAGACAUUUGGAACAAGCUCCUCCUAAAUCCUAUCUUUGCCAUUAUGAAUUGUCCAAGUCCCUACAACAUGAGAAAAUAAAUGAGGUGGCUGGUGAAUGGGUACAGUGUAAUCCUGGUAUAUUUAGCAGCCCACCACCCUUGCCAUUCAAGGAAGCACAUGUGAACAGUCACACUUUUUUAACUACUGAGCAGUUACUAGCCCCUUUUACCCUGCCUGAUCAAACAUUGAUAUUCCCUCCAGAUAAAUUCAAAGAUCUCCCAUCCGAGGCCUAUCAGCAGAUCAUGCCACAAAACAUGCUGACCAGCAAAGUGAAGUUCACCUUCCCUCCCACGGCAAUCCAGCCCCCGAAUUCCCCGCUGCAGCCUGUACCCCUGCAGCCGCCGCUGUGCUCUACCUCCGUCACCACCAUCCACCACACUGUCCUGCAGCAGCAUGCUACUGCUGCACUGAAGGUUCUCCAGCCCCACCAGCAGUUCCUCUCACAGGUCCCGGCUCUUACCCAAGCGCCUUUACCUCAUGUGCCAGUAGGACCAAGGCUUUGCCCGGGGGCUCACACAGCUUUUGUCACCGCACCGCACUUGCCACUGCUGCCACCCUCGGUCCUGCCGCCAAGCCCACCGGCAUUCACACCACUGCCACAUGCUGUCUUCCCGUCCCUGCUGUCCCCACACCCUGCUGUCAUCCCCCUGCAGCCCCUCUUUUAG